GGCAGAGAAGUCAUGGCUUCUCCGUCCAAAGGCAAUGACCUGUUUUCGUCUGAUGAGGAGGGCCCGGCGAUGGUGGCCGAGCCGGGCCCGGGGCCUGGGGGUGCCGACGGGGCCGCGGAGGAGCGCCGCGUCAAGGUCUCCAGCCUGCCCUUCAGCGUGGAGGCGCUCAUGUCGGACAAGAAGCCGCCCAAGGAGACUUCCCCACUGCCAGCCGAAAGCGCCUCCGCCGGGGCCACCCUGCGGCCACUUCUGCUGCCCGGACACAGCGUCCGGGAGGCGCACAGCCCCGGGCCGUUGGUCAAGCCCUUCGAGACAGCCUCGGUCAAGUCGGAAAAUUCAGAAGACGGAGCGGCAUGGAUGCAGGAACCGGGCAGAUAUUCGCCGCCGCCAAGACACAUGAGCCCCACCACCUGCACCCUGAGGAAACACAAGACCAAUCGGAAGCCACGCACACCCUUCACCACCUCCCAGCUCCUCGCUCUGGAGCGCAAGUUCCGCCAGAAACAGUACCUCUCCAUCGCAGAGCGGGCAGAGUUCUCCAGCUCUCUGAACCUCACAGAGACACAGGUCAAAAUCUGGUUCCAGAACCGAAGAGCCAAGGCGAAAAGACUGCAAGAGGCCGAACUGGAAAAGCUGAAAAUGGCUGCAAAACCUAUGCUGCCCUCUGGCUUCAGCCUCCCUUUCCCCAUCAACUCGCCCCUGCAAGCAGCCUCCCUAUAUGGCGCGUCCUACCCUUUCCAUAGACCUGUGCUCCCCAUCCCGCCCGUCGGACUCUAUGCGACUCCAGUGGGAUAUGGCAUGUACCACCUGUCCUAAGGAAGACCAGCUCAAUAGACUUCCGGGAUGGAUGUUUGUUUAAAAGCCUUCCCCCUCCCUCUGCAAGAAGACAGUCCUGCUCUGCAAACCUUGCAUGCACCACCCUCAGCGGCUAGAUCGACAGGGCCACAGACAUAGUUGAAAUUGGUUCUUUUGACUGGAGACACCCAAGCCCCGUUUUCUUGGUGUAAUCUUCCAGAUGCCACCCCCCCCUUCUCCUUUCACAAG
Molecule: messenger RNA, 1044 nt
Organism: Balaenoptera ricei (Rice's whale)
Lineage: Eukaryota; Metazoa; Chordata; Mammalia; Artiodactyla; Balaenopteridae
Gene: MSX2
Product: msh homeobox 2
Exons: 2
Coding region: 13-816 (267 amino acids)
Biological process (GO): regulation of transcription by RNA polymerase II; embryonic morphogenesis
Cellular component (GO): nucleus
Molecular function (GO): RNA polymerase II transcription regulatory region sequence-specific DNA binding; DNA-binding transcription factor activity, RNA polymerase II-specific
Source: RefSeq, a predicted model, not a curated record